CAAGGCUGCAUCAAAUAGGUAACCGGAUUCUGUAACCGCUUCUAACGCCCAAUUUCGAAACAGGCGGUGGAUUUAUUACGCGGGGUUCGUAACCGUCGUCCCCACGCAUUCCACUAUAAGUUCCAUACGAAACCCUAGAACGGCAAAUCGGAGCCGCCGAAGAAUCGAAAUCGACGGACAAAUGGCCACGGCAAGCUUGUACCGCCGGACGCUACCGUCCCCUCCCGCCAUUGAUUUCGCUUCUUCUGAAGGAAAGCAACUCUUUUUAGAAGCCGUUCAAAGUGGUACUAUGGAAGGCUUUUUCAAGCUGAUCUCUUACUUUCAGACACAAUCAGAGCCUGCUUACUGUGGGCUAGCCAGCCUUGCCAUGGUACUGAAUGCCCUUGCUAUUGACCCGGGAAGAAAAUGGAAAGGGCCCUGGAGAUGGUUUGAUGAAUCUAUGUUGGAUUGUUGUGAGCCUUUGGAAAAGGUUAAAGCUACAGGCAUCUCAUUUGGAAAGCUUGUAUGCUUGGCUCACUGUUCUGGAGCAAAAGUUGAAGCUUUCCGCGCAAGUCAAAGCACUGUUGAUGAUUUUCGUAAGUAUGUCAUCUCUUGUUCCACUUUGGAUGGUUGUCAUGUGAUUUCCUCGUAUCAUAGAGGGACUUUUAAGCAGACAGGAGCGGGUCACUUUUCACCUAUUGGUGGUUACCAUGCUGGAAAGGACAUGGCAUUGAUUUUGGAUGUUGCACGAUUUAAGUAUCCUCCUCAUUGGGUUCCACUCACACUCCUUUGGGAAGCCAUGAAUACUAUUGAUGGAGAUAGUGGCCUACCUAGGGGGUUCAUGCUAAUCUCUAGGCUUGAUAGGGCCCCGGCACUGCUCUUUACCCUGAGCUGUAAACAUGAGAGUUGGAUGAGCAUUGCAAAGUACUUUGUGGCUGAUGUCCCUUGCUUAUUGAAAUCAGAGGAUGUGAAAGAUAUUAAGAAUGUACUCUCUGUUAUUUUGUCAUCUCUCCCCACACAUUUUAGGGAGUUCAUCAAUUGGGUUGUAGAAGUGUGGAGACGAGAGGAGGAUGACGAUCAAAAUCUUAGCCAAGAAGAGAAAGGAAGACUUGCCAUCAAGGAAGAGGAGUUGAAACAAAUGCAGGAGAUUAGCCUUCAUAAGCACGUGCAAGAUUUUUUAUCUUCUGAGAAAUCAUGUCUCAAAACCAUUUUUACGAGGACAGAAAAUGAAGAUUAUUUGCCCGAAAUUGCAGCUGAUGUCUGCCAGGGAGCAGGGCUCUUGUCUGGGAUUUCAGGCUCAUCACAGUUUUCCUGUUGCCAGGAAACAAAUGUCAAAUACUUUAAUGUCAAUGGUGUCAAACCUGUUACAAUGGUGUCGGGGACAGUGGUGAAUGGUAGUGGCCAGCAAGGGGUCGAUGUGUUUGUUCCUUCUUCUCAAUCAGAGCUGAGUUGCUGUGGUAGUGGCCCAACUUGUGAUGUUGGGGUGUACAGUCUUUUGACUGCUCUUUUAUUGGCGUUGCCUCCAGAAACAUGGUCUGGUAUCAAAGAGGAGAAGCUUUUGCAGGAAGUACGUAGUCUUGUCUCAACUGAAAAUCUUCCUACGCUGCUUCAAGAGGAGGUAUUGCACUUGCGAGGUCAACUCCAGCUUCUCAAGAGAUGCGUAGAGAAUAAGGCUGCCUCACUGGGAGAGACAAGGCUGAUAGAGGUGCGUUGUCAAGCCCUGCUGUCCAUUUUCUACAGCUCCUAUGUGGCUAAUAUAUGGUGAAGUUUUCUUCACGCACGGUAUACCUUCAUAUUCUUCUAAUUCAUUGGUUUGAUCUAGGAAAAAAUGGGAGAAGUAUUGCUUGAAGAAUACAAAUGGAUGCAAAUGAUCUUUUGCUUUUGUGGUUUUGUCAAAUGAUCACGUGGUUAAGUUUUCGGCAAUGUUUUCCCUCUUUUUCUCGCUUU
This is a messenger RNA of Rhododendron vialii, 1926 nucleotides long. RefSeq names its product glutathione gamma-glutamylcysteinyltransferase 1-like. The coding region runs from base 182 to 1744 and encodes 520 amino acids. Gene Ontology annotation, biological process: phytochelatin biosynthetic process; detoxification of copper ion; response to metal ion. Gene Ontology annotation, molecular function: metal ion binding; glutathione gamma-glutamylcysteinyltransferase activity. The record is from RefSeq and is a predicted model, not a curated record. NCBI's taxonomy places the organism in Eukaryota, Viridiplantae, Streptophyta, Magnoliopsida, Ericales, Ericaceae. The transcript is spliced from 9 exons.